AUGAAGGAUUGCAAGAAAACCUUCAAAAAGAAAGGUGUCGGUUUCUAUGGGAGGCCAUGGUCUAUGGAACAGAGGAAACUUCUCUUUCAAUGGCUGAAACUCUGGGGCCUGAACUGCUACAUGUACGCGCCCAAGGAUGAGCUGAAGCACCGACUGCUCUGGCGAGAGCCCUACACAGAACAUGAGGCAGCCCGCAUGCGGUCUCUUAUCGAAGCUGCCCAGGAGCAGGGUGUGGAGUUUGUUUUCGCCAUUUCUGCUGGCCAGGACAUGGUGUUUUCAAGUGCUGGGGAUCGGCUCCUGCUGCAGCAAAAACUCAGGCAGGUGGCUGCUAUGGGGUGCUCCUCCUUCGCGCUGCUCUUCGACGACAUCGACCCCUGCAUGUGCCAGGCUGACAGAGACGUCUUCUCCUCCCUGGCGCAGGCUCAGGCGUCUGUGGCCAACGAGGUCUACCAGGAGCUGGGUCAACCCUCUGUCUUCCUCUUCUGCCCUACAUACUGCAGCUCUCUGUGCUCUCCCAGCCCCAGCAAGUCCUGUUACUUGCUGACCCUCGGCCAGGAGCUGCUCCCAGAGAUCGGUGUCAUCUGGACAGGACCAAAGGUGGUGUCACAGGAGCUCUCAGCCACACUGCUGGAAGAGGUGGAGGGUGUCCUGCGGCGCCGCCCUGUCAUCUGGGACAACCUGUAUGCCAACGACUAUGACUGCAGACGUGUCUUCCUGGGCCCCUACACGGGACGUGCCCCUGGCCUCAUGGCCAGGCUCCAUGGACUGCUCCUCAACCCCAACUGCGAGCUCCAGGCCAACUUCAUCCCCAUACACACAUUGGGCAGCUGGUUUCAGAGGAUGGAGACUGCGGCAGCCCCGGGGGACAGCCAAAGCCCACAGGAGGGCAGCUACAGCCCCCAGGAGGCCUUGGAGCUGGCGCUGCUUGACUGGGUGGCCGAGAUAAACCGGCAGGCCUUGGAGCCAGUGGGGCAGACCAGCAUGGCGCUGAGCCCUGCGGUGUGGCACCAGGGGAGGGAAGGAUGA
Molecule: messenger RNA, 1026 nt
Organism: Charadrius vociferus (killdeer)
Lineage: Eukaryota; Metazoa; Chordata; Aves; Charadriiformes; Charadriidae
Product: bifunctional protein NCOAT-like
Exons: 9
Coding region: 1-1026 (341 amino acids)
Biological process (GO): glycoprotein metabolic process
Molecular function (GO): beta-N-acetylglucosaminidase activity
Source: RefSeq, a predicted model, not a curated record